UUCUUAGAAUUCUUCAAUUUUUAUGAACUGCUGGUCUUCAUUGUCAUGGGUUGCUUUGGAGGACUUCUUGGCGCACUCUUUGUCAAACUCAACUGUAUGCUGACACAGUAUCGACAGCUCAAUGUGAAGUCCAAGACGGCCAAAGUAUGCGAGGCGGCCGUAAUAGCCGCCCUGACUGCUGCCUGCAGUGUCACCCUCGUUCUUCUCGUCGCCGACUGUCGCCCGAUUGCUCCCUCAACCACCCACUUCCCUCUGCAGCUUGUGUUGGCUGUGGCUAUCGUACUCAGUAAACUUCCUAUGGUAGGAAGUGAGGCCAGAGAAACUUCAGACCAUGGUCUCAUUGCUUGUCAUAAGCCACUUGCGGACUUCUCUGACAUUCUCCUUAUGGAUCUCGUUCCCGGAUUUGCAACAGAAUCCGCCAAAUAA
Dibothriocephalus latus is the source of this 426-nucleotide messenger RNA. The record is from the annotation of a GenBank genome assembly. Lineage: Eukaryota; Metazoa; Platyhelminthes; Cestoda; Diphyllobothriidea; Diphyllobothriidae.